AUGAUUUGGUAUGUGGCCACUUUGAUAGCAAGUGUAUUCAGCACCCGAGGAACGGCCGCUCAAGGUGCCCACGGAGUGCGAGAGGAGCCCCAGUUUGUGACAGCUCGAGCAGGAGAGAACGUCAUCCUGGGAUGCGACGUGUCCCACCCCCUGAACGGCCAGCCCUAUGUGGUGGAGUGGUUCAAAUAUGGAAUGCCAAUCCCCUUCUUCAUCAACUUUCGCUUCUACCCUCCUCAUGUGGACCCGGAGUAUGCAGGCCGGGCCAGCCUGCAUGGCAAGUCCUCCCUGCGGAUAGACAAUGUGCGCUCAGACGACCAGGGCUGGUAUGAGUGUAAGGUGCUGAUGCUGGAGCAGCAGUAUGACACCUUCCACAAUGGCAGCUGGGUGCAUCUAACCGUCAACGCUCCCCCCACGUUCACAGACACACCACCUCAGUAUGUCGAGGCCAAGGAGGGGGGAAGCAUCACUUUGACCUGCACGGCAUUCGGAAACCCCAAACCCUCGGUCAGCUGGUUGCGGGAAGGCAGCCUCAUGGUCAGCAGUGCCAAGUAUAAGGUGUCUGAUGGGAGUCUGACGGUGCUAUCCAUCACACGGGAGGAUCGGGGGGCCUACACGUGUCGAGCCUUCAGCCCCCAGGGAGAGGCCAUCCACACCACACGGCUGCUAGUACAAGGCCCUCCGUUUAUCGUGUCUCCUCCAGAAAACAUCACAGUGAACAUCUCGCAGGACGCCUUCUUCACCUGCCAGGCAGAGGCCUACCCCCGUAACCUGACCUACACCUGGUUCUGGGAGGAGGACAACGUCUUCUUCAAGAAUGACCUGAAGCGCAGAGUCAGUAUUCUUAUUGACGGCUCCCUCAUCAUUGCCCAAGUGAAGCCAGAGGAUGCUGGGAAAUAUACAUGUGCCCCAAGCAACAGCCUGGGCCGACCACCGACUGCCUCUGCCUACCUAACAGUGCAAUAUCCUGCCCGCGUGGUAAACAUGCCAUCCGUCAUCUAUGUGGCCAUCGGUCUGCCCGGCUUCAUCCGCUGUCCUGUAGAUGCAAACCCCCCACUCACUCUGGUGAAGUGGAAGAAAGAUGGCCUCCCUCUUCGGAUAGACAAGUACCCUGGUUGGAGCCAAAUGGAGGAUGGGAGCAUCCGUGUGGCAGAGGUGACAGAGGACUCCCUCGGCACCUAUACCUGCAUGCCUUAUAAUGCCCUGGGUUCCAUGGGAUGGUCCCCUCCUGCUCCCCUGGUGCUAAAGGACCCUCCCAAAUUCUCAGUGGUUCCUGGAGGGGAGUACAGACAGGAGGCUGGGAGAGAGCUGGUCAUCCCCUGUGAGGCGGAGGGAGACCCCUUCCCCAACAUUACAUGGAGGAAGGUUGGGAAGCCCAGUAAAAGCAAGCACAAUGUUCUGCCCCGAGGCAGCUUACAGUUCAAGUCACUCACAAAAGAGGACCACGGGGAGUGGGAGUGUGUCGCCACCAACGUUGCCACGAGCAUCACUGCCAGCACGCACGUCCAAGUCAUAGGCACAAGCCCCCACGCCCCCAUCAGUGUCCAUGUGGUGGCAUCCUCCACCUGGGCCAAUGUGUCCUGGGAAGUGGGCUAUGACGGAGGCUACCAGCAGACAUUCUCAGUCUGGUACGGCCAUGUGCUGAAGAGGGAGCGUUUAGGUCCACAUGACUGGCUCUCUGCACCCGUGCCUGGAGGCCACGACUGGAUGGUGGUGCCCGGCUUGGAGCCAGAGACAACAUACCAGUUCAGCGUUCUGGCCACGAACAAGCUUGGCACAGGCCCCUUCAGCGAGGUUGUCACUGUGAACACACUAGUAUUUCCUAUAAGUACCCCUGAACCAUUGGUGCUGCUUACCCCACCACGGUGCCUCACAGCCAAUCGCACGCAGCAGGGAGUCCUGCUCACCUGGAUCCCGCCUGCCAAUCACACAGCACCUAUCCAGCAUUAUGUCAUGGAGUUUCGCCUGGGGGAGAGAUGGGAGGUUUUGGACGACAGCAUUCCAGCCGGGGAGACGGAGCUGCUCGCCCGAGACCUCAUCCAGGAGGCCUGGUACGAGUUCCGUGUCAUGGCAAUCAUGGAUGACACGAUCAGCGAACCCAGUAAUGUAGUGGGAGUGUCCAGCACAGACUUCUUCCCUCCUCCAGAGAUGGUGGAGGAACGUGGACUGGCGCGUCCUGUGGUGGCCGGUAUUGUGGCCACCAUCUGUUUCCUGGCAGCAGCCGUCCUGUUUAGCACGAUGGCAGCCUGCUUCGUCAACAAGCAGCGCCGACGGAAACUGAAGAGGAAAAGAGAUCCUCCCCUCUCCAUAACCCACUGCAGAAAAAGCAUGGAAACUCCGUCAUCUUCCGGAAAGGUGAGCCCAGAGAGCAUUCGUUCGAAGGCAUCCCCAUCAGACUCCUCUGAAGAUAGUCACGACCAGCGUGGGAAGAAACCACCCCCAAGUCCAGGGAAGAAGGAGGAAAUGUCUUUAUACAUGAAGACUAAAAGAGCAAUAACAAGCAAGAAGUAUGGCAACUCUAAACAUGAAGCUGAAGCAACAACACCCAUUGAACUUAUAAGCCGAGGCCCGGAUGGACGGUUUGUCAUAGAUCCCACUGACAUAGAAAUGUCUAUUAAGCCCCGGCGCAUUGAAGGCUUCCCUUUCGUGGAGGAAUCUGACCUCUACCCCGAAUUCCGACAGUCAGACGAAGAGAAUGAUGACCCCAGGCCACUACCGCCAGUUAUGCCCCCUCUUCGGCCUCACCAGAUAUCCCCCAUCUCCAGUCAGGAAUCCUACCUGCAACCUCCAGCCUACAGCCCUCGGUUCCACAGGCCCUUCGAAGGUAUGACCAUCAUGGAGAGCAGUCGGCUCCAGGCCACAGGGCAGAUCCGAGGCUCUCUCCACCACAGGGCUUUCUAUGGAUAUCUAGGCCCUCCUGGGGAUCAUGAUCCACCACCUCCCUUCUACAUGCCUGAUACCAGCCCACUCAGCUCUGUCAUGUCCUCUCCUCCUUACCUUGCUGAAGGUCCCUUUGGUCACCCAAUGAUUCCUGAAGAAAUGGGGGAGGGUGAUUUCCCACAAUAUUCUGUCUCUGGUUUCCCACUUCCUCUGACUCUCACCUCUUCCUCUCGUUCACCGGAGAUCUGGCAGGGACUGGACUUCACAUUUGCAAGUUUGGAGGGGCCCCAAUUCAUUUUUCCACCACAUCACCCUCUACAUCUCCGCCACGACUCUCCUUAUCCUCCUCCACCUCAUGUACUUCCCCUUAGUGCUUUUCAGCCCUCCCCCCUUCCAAUGCCUACUUACCCAGCUGUCCUACCACUGGCCCCAAGGAGCCAUUCAAGCAAGUCCCCCAGCAAGGCCAAGCCUCAUGGCUCCCCAGCCAAGCAUUUUACUAUGCAAGAGGCACAUAUAGGGCAGCUAAGACACACAAGCCACGGUAUGGGUGUGCCGGUUUUGCCUUACACCGAUCCAAUGGCUCAUAUUGUCCCUAGCACAUUUAGUAGCCUGGACACACGAUGGUUUGAAACCACCCCCCGUUUCAGUCCCAGACAGGCUCGUAGGAUGGAUUCCAGCUUGCAUCAGGUGGUUCUCCAGCCCUCUCGACUCUCACCUCUCACCCAAAGCCCCCUUAGUUCACAUGAGGGUUCCCCAGAGAUUGUAGUACGUCCCCGGCCUCGUCCAAGUAUUGUCCAUCCUCCCAUACCCCCAGAGAUGUCUGAAAUUACCCUCCUCCCCCCUUCCGCAGCCAGCUUCUCAAGGAGAUCUUCCCCCUCUUCCUCACCUGCACUAGGCCAUGGUAGCAGGAGGGCCAGUCCUAGCUACCGUUCCCACAUGGCCUUUGCCACCUCUGCAACCAGCUACCCAGCCUCCCAGUCCCCAUCACCCCCCAUGGAAAGCAGCAACAUGUUUGGGCAGAUGCCAUCUCAGAGAAGGACUGAGGAGGAGAUCCUUCCAUCCCAGCCCUCUCCACCCCAGUUGUCACCUUCAGGAAAGCGUCGAGGUGCGCCGAGUGCCCUUUCGGGGUCUGAGAGGAUUGAUGCACUGAGAUACCAACGUAUUAAAAAGGCCAAGAAGAUGAUGAUGAACAACAAUAACUCCAAGACCAGAAAGAAAGCAGGUGUCUCCACCUCUCAGACCCAGCAGGCCUACACCUCUCAGGUACUCCAGCCCGAAGAAGCUCUCUACCUCCGCAAGAAGAAGAAACGGCCCAUCCUCCAUGACCCAUACACUCGCUUUUCUGCUCUGCUGUACCGCCGCCCGAUCCGUGAGGACCAGAAGGCUAUUUUGGCCAGCAUGGACAACAUAGACCUGGACCAUGCCACACUCCUUUAAAAAGCCCUCGAGGACAAGGUCACAACCAUGCAAUACUCCCCCUCAUUAAAAAGAAAUAAAUUAGCUGCACUGCAGAUGGAAAAAUAAAACACUUUUAACAAAUGUACUUUAAAGGGAGUAGCACUAACUUUCAGCAUUCAGAAUUGAUUUAUGGCUGCACCUUUGGUCAGUUAAAUCUGCAUUAGUAAGCACUCUGCCUUGUUCUCACGCUAAUCUGUGAUAACGAGAAUCAUCAGAAACCAGAUCAAGAACCCACAAGAAUGAACUUCAGUGACCAAACUUCUUUUGUUCAUUCAAAAGGUACAGACUAGCGAUUUUCCCCAAUCUAAUGUCAAAGAUGAAGUAGCAUUGGUGAUUAAAUGGCAUCACAAAUGUGCAUCUAAGGCUUGCCCUUGAAAGAAAUUUGGAUUAUUUUCAUCAUCUUGUUACUGGGGAGCCUGAAUGCACAAGACAGAUCUGUGUAUGUUUAAAUCAGGUAGUAUUCCCUUUAUAAAACACAUUAAUGAAAAUCUUAGUGAUAAAAAUCCAACUGAUAGCUGCCACUGUUGUCCAAAGUUUUACUCCAGUGCAAAACAAUUCCAAUAGAGGCAAUACAUGACUACCGCCGCCAUCUUUUAAUCAAAAAAUUCCAAGUUGUCCCACCCAAGUUAAGUCCACGGUCGGUAACUUGAACGGCUUCUCCAGGCUUUGAUCAUGAUUCUUGUGCUGAGCCAAUCCCUCCCUCAAAAAAAACCCCCGUGGGUCUCCGUUUACAGCACCUUCCACGGGAUCCUCUCCGCCAGCAACGUCUCUUUUCUGCCGAGAAACAUGCCUCACAAUCAUGGGUGUUCUCACUUCUUACCAAGUAUACCUCAGAGCACAGGACACGAGAUCACACAACCACCAGGAUCAGCCAGCAGAACAAACUAGCCUUCUUCACCUAUUUUAGUCUUUAUUGGCUCACUUCUCUCACAAUUACUUGCUCUUGAUUCUCGUUUGUUGGGUUUAUCUAAUUAGUUUUUAUUGUAGAAUAAUCAUUUGUUCAUGUCGGUUUAGAAAUACACCCCUAUUCAUCAUUUCUGCUCCUUCAUCAAUGAUCAGGAAGUUGAAUUGUCAUUUUAAGAAUGUUUUACAAAAUCAAACACAACCCCAGUUUCUCUACUCGGCCUACAGAAAACAAUAUCUAUCUUUUGACUUUGCCUAAUUCAUACUGUACAUCAGCAUUUCAUUCACUAUGACCACCAUUACCAGGCACAAUAAAAAGUUGUUAUGCACUUACUUUCACAAGACAUCACAUAAAUGCUCCAAUUAUCUUUAGCUUUUCAUAUCUUAUUACAGUUUGCACUGGAGCAAAAUCUUGUCCAUGUCAUCAGAUCCUCUCCUGUACUUCUUCUUUAGGUUAGUGUAGAGGGUUCAGAAAGAAAUAUAGUUAUGCCAAAAACAAUUAAAAACAACAACCACUCAUAGUGGAGGAUAAGAGUUUGUGCCAUAGUGAGUGAUAGAACUUUUUCAUACUAGCGGGCAUAUAAAAAAUAUCAGCUUUGUUUGGCCUUAAUGGAUUUUCUAGUUGGUUGCCAGCAUCACUUUUGUCUGAUUUUUAUUACGAUUAGAGUUUUUAUUUGUCUUUGUUUGUGUUUGCAUGUGUUUUGGACAUUAUCCUUUCACAGCCUUUGUAUUUUGUCUCUCUAUGUGUUGGUCAUUUAAAAUGGAAAUUCUUAGAGUACUGUCAUCCCUAAAGAAUAUACUACGAGGAAGUGAAGGCAACGCAGAGUAAGCAAAAUGAUUUUGGUCAUUGAGAUGAUAAAGUUCGUCUGUCCGCCUGGCAUGAAAAUGUGGUGACUGGGGGCUUUAAAUGUUAUCAGUGAAGAAAGUGCCAUAACAUUAAAGACACAACUAAACACACUUUUUACUUCUUAGAUCAGCAAAGGAAGGGUGUGAGCUCCAACAGUUCUAGCUUCUCUUGUCCUUUUUUUUCAGUUUCUCUCAGUUCUGCUCAAAAGGUGCUCAGUUUCUGCAGAGGAUGCAUUCACUCACAUAUCUUUGGCUCCUGAUACCACAUGAAAGCAGCGUGUCCUGCUGAAAUGUGAUUAGAGGGAUAUACACAGGUUUCUAUCUUUGUAUUUAUUUAUGUAAUACUGUAAUUGUAAUUUUGAGCAAACGCAACUCCAACACUGUCUUCUAAAAUCAGCUACAAUUGACCACUUAGUGGUUUUAUUAAGAUAUUUCCACCUCAAAUGCCAGCACAAGGACAAAGUCACAAUUCUGCUCUGAAGACAAACCCCUACUUUCAAAAGCUGCAUUUAAAAGUACAGAGGAAUGAGGAAGAGACAUGCAUCAUUUACAAUUACAUAUUCAACAUAAAAGGGAAAACUAACUGUAUGUCUCAAGUGGAAUCAUGAAGCAUGAACAGACAUGCAAAAAUAUUUUGACACAACUUUAUCCUGCAUAACACAAAAAGUAGAGAAGUAAAGAGUAAAUAAGUGCAUCAUAUAUUAAAGCAUCUUAAAAAACAGCCAAUUAAGUUUGAAACUUAUGUGCCUUUAUUUAAUGUGUAGGUAAGUAUCCAAGGCUGAAGCAUCUGUUAACAACAAUCGAUGUCGUUUAUAUAACUCUGAAAAACAAAACGAUAACAUAAAUAGCAUUUAAAAAAUAUGAUAAUGGGCGAACACAUAAAAUAUAAACUAAUGAAAAACUAAUUAAAAAAACUGAAAGAAAUAAAGAAGAAAUAAGGCAUCAAAAAAGAAAUCAAAAUAUUUUUAAAUAUUUGAAUAUAAACUUGGUGAUUUACUGAUGUAUAAUUGACCCUUCACAUCUUCCAGUGUUAUGGUGCUCUGAAGUCACAAACUACAGAGUCUUACCGUCCUGCCUUAAUCAAAACAGAUUCUGUAUAGCAAUCCCUAGAACACCUUUUGUAGAUUCAGGCUUUCAGUAACUCAAUCUGUGUCAGACACAGCCCUAAGAUGCCCCAGAAACCCCACACAAGAGGGCUGUGGUGGUAGAAUCAUCUGCAGUCUUUACACACUAUAUGAUGGGCCGCAACCAAGUCUUUGUGCUCUGAAGUCUUACCUCUGAAUUCUAUAUUUGAAUUCACCCGAGAACAUCUCUCCAUGUAUUCAGAGUCACAGGCUGCUCCAGGCUGGCUCAGACCUCCAAAUCCCCCCUGCAGUGUUGCCCUACACAGCCCAACACUCACCACUCUCAGUGCAUAAUUGAAAUGCUUAAAAUUAAUAAAUGAUUAAUUAAAAUACAUCCGGUUAUUUUAUUAAAACUAAUUUAAAUAUUAUAUUACAGUUCCAAAGACAAACGUUAAAAAAAAAAGGCUGAACCCAAAUCAGAAUUAGUUAAACAUCAAACUCUUGGCAGAGUCCCUGACCAAACACCCUGGCUUUCUGCCAGACAUUAAAACCAAUAAACCAUCUACUUUCUCUGAAUGGAAAAACACUUCACCUGUGAUUUGAGUAUAUCAAAGAAAUAAGCUGAGCAAAAGUUAGUUGCAACUCAGCUCGAGCCCCCAAAGUCCUGCUGAUGCGCUUCUGAAAAACACUUGAUUUAAAUGCUUUGUAUUAGUUUUCAGUCCAGCAUCCUUUUGAUCCAGAGAGAAGUAGACCUCUGCCCAUAAUUCAGAUCCUUCUGAAUAAUAAACUCUGAAGGAAUCAGAACUAUAAACCAAAACAGGCCCCUGGCUAGCAGCUAGGUGCAGCACCUCAGUUCUCAGCCCCUCCUGUUCAUUUUGAGACUUGGUGUGUGAAGUUUACAGCCUGUCAUGCUUUCACCUCUGCUUUGCUCUUCAAGGCAGCUAUAAACAAAAGUACAGUAACAGAUUUGACUUACAAAAUGUGUUCUCUACGCUUUUAUCAACUGAUUAUUGGAUUGCUAAUGUUUAGCAACCAGUUUUCACUGGUUUUAAAUAUUGUGUAAAGAGCUGAAAAGUAAUUACUCACCAUAGUUCCUUGGUGGUGGUGGUGGUGUCAAAUAUAGGCUCUUCUUGCAGUCUAAGGUGCUUAGCUACCCAUGAAGUAAUGCUGUGCUUCAGAGUGGUUCUUCUACAUAAAUGAGAAUGAGAAAUGCCACUUCCAUUUUCAGAGCCAUAAAAUUGCUGUUUACUGUAUUUGGAGGACAUGAGUCAAAGCUGCACGGCUACAUGUAUUGUGGUGAGAGGGCGCUUGUUGGAGUCGUGGUUUGAUUCAAAAUCACACUGAAAGAGAAACAAGGAGCUCUUCUGUCAUGAAAGCCUUUUUAUGCUGUUCAUAGAGAGGUUUACAAAAAGAAGAGCUCCAUGGAUUCCUUUCUAAAGGAUGUUGUGUUUUUUGUUUUGGUUUAACACUGCAGAACUUCUGAUGUUUGUGUUGCUGUGGGUCUGCUCGGGUCCUUUUAAGGGAGCUCUGUGAACUGGGUUGGGUGGAGACAGAAAUCAUUGCAUUAAACACUGUAUGAAAGACAAAGUAAAUCUAUUGAAUGGACGGAGUGAUUUCCAUCACUUAAACAUGAAUUGCCCCAUGUAGACUUUGAUGAAUAUAUUAACAUGACUUAUGAGAUAUUUGCAAGAUAGACCCCUAAAGUUGGGAAUCUGACAUUCCUGUAAACAAAAACAGGUGCCAGAAUGUGCUGAACCUUCCUUUAAAGAGUUUAUGAAAUCCAAUAAAAGCUAACAUACCUAUAUUA
Molecule: messenger RNA, 8955 nt
Organism: Notolabrus celidotus (New Zealand spotty)
Lineage: Eukaryota; Metazoa; Chordata; Actinopteri; Labriformes; Labridae
Product: protein turtle homolog B-like
Exons: 20
Coding region: 1-4314 (1437 amino acids)
Cellular component (GO): neuron projection
Molecular function (GO): protein binding
Source: RefSeq, a predicted model, not a curated record